AGUAUAUAUGUUGUUGAUCCAAAUAGUGAAGCGGUGUAAAGUGAUGUUACAUGUCCGUUAUUAAUAUAAAUAGUAAAAUAGUUUAAAUGCGGUACAGCUAAUAGUUAGAAAAAAUGGAGCCUGAUGAGUUAGAAUUUAUCGGUGAAAAUUUCACAAUAGGUGUUGUUCCAAACUUUAAUCAUGAUCCGAUUUACUUGAUUUCUGGCGCGAUUGGUCCAUUCAAGGGAGGCCAUCCGUUGCAUAUACCACUAUGGUUAGCUAUUCACUUGAGGCAGCAGCAGAAAUGUCGUAUUGUGCCACCUGAAUGGAUGGACUCGCGGUUGCUUGAGGAUAUAAAGGAGGAAGAGAAACGCACAAGACAUUUCACUAAAAUGCCUAGUGAACAUUAUAUGGUCGAAGCGAAAUUGGUGCUGAACACAGCACCGGAAGAUGUACCCCAGUCUGAUGAAAUUAAAACAUUGAUCAAAGAUAUUUGGGACAUCCGAUGUGCCAAGUUACGCACAACUACCGAUAUGUUCUUGAAAGGUGAAGGUGAAACGGUCAAGCUAGAUAAUGUAACACUCGUUGAGUUACAUACAAUACGACCUUUUCUUACUCAUGCCAUGGAUCUUCUAUCAAGGAUACAGGAAUCCAAGAAAGCAGCUGGAGCGAACUUAUCCCUUCCAAAUCAAUCAAUUAUGACCAACAGCAUGAGUGGUUGGAAUUCGAGAAAUACACAGUAACUAA
Molecule: messenger RNA, 726 nt
Organism: Sabethes cyaneus
Lineage: Eukaryota; Metazoa; Arthropoda; Insecta; Diptera; Culicidae
Gene: Psf2
Product: probable DNA replication complex GINS protein PSF2
Exons: 2
Coding region: 114-722 (202 amino acids)
Biological process (GO): DNA replication; double-strand break repair via break-induced replication
Cellular component (GO): GINS complex; nucleus
Source: RefSeq, a predicted model, not a curated record